Molecule: messenger RNA, 893 nt
Organism: Tribolium madens (black flour beetle)
Lineage: Eukaryota; Metazoa; Arthropoda; Insecta; Coleoptera; Tenebrionidae
Gene: Ykt6
Product: synaptobrevin homolog YKT6
Exons: 3
Coding region: 178-777 (199 amino acids)
Biological process (GO): endoplasmic reticulum to Golgi vesicle-mediated transport
Cellular component (GO): Golgi apparatus
Molecular function (GO): SNAP receptor activity
Source: RefSeq, a predicted model, not a curated record
AGUAAAAAAUUAACACCUGUCAAAUUUCAUUAUUCGUUCUGUGUUUAUUAAGAGAUUAUGUUUAUUUAAUUGGUUUACAGUAAACUUUGUGAUUUAACUUUUAGAAAGACUCAAGUAAGGUAUACGUGAGACAUGUUUAAUGUAAUUGUGUUUUAAUUUUCAAAAAAAUCAUUAAAUAUGGUCAAGUUAUAUUGUAUCAGUGUUUUGUACAAAGGACCUACAAGUGCAACAUGGUUAAAAUCAGCCUUUGACCUACAAAGUUUUAGUUUUUUUCAACGAGGAUCAGUGGAAGAAUUCAUGACAUUUUUUUGUAAAACAAUCGUAGAAAGAACAAUACCUGCAUCACGUCAGUCUGUAAAGGAAGGAGAAUAUAUGUGUCACGUUUAUGUCAGAGCCGAUAAUUUAGCCGGCGUUGUUAUAUCAGAUCACGAGUACCCUACAAGGGUUUCACACACUUUAAUUACUAAGAUUUUGGACGAAUUUAGUCAAAAGAUUCCUGCUUCAAGUUGGCCGAAUUUAACAGAACGCGAAGUUGCAUUUCCGCAACUCAACACUUAUUUAUCCAAAUAUCAAAAUCCUCGAGAAGCAGACGCUAUGACUAAAAUACAAGAGGAUUUGGAUGAAACUAAAAUAAUACUACACCAUGCAAUUGAAAGUGUACUUCAACGCGGCGAAAAACUGGACGACUUAGUGUCCAAAUCUGAAGGAUUAAGUAUGCAGUCGAAAGCAUUUUACAAAACGGCUCGCAAAACCAACAGUUGUUGCACUUUUAGUUAAAGCAUUCCUUAUUUACCCCAAUUAUUUAACGUCCUGGAGAUUUGGAUGUUCAUAUAUCUGAUUAUUGUUAAAUGUUGAAUGUAUACCUAUUUACGACAAUAAAUGUAAUGAACGCA